AUGGAAACACCUUUGAUACUCAAAAGCUUAACUUCAGAAAAUGAUUAUUUGGCAGUGAAAAGCUUGAAGGAUUUGAAACAUGUUAUGUGGAGUGAAACAUUGAAGAUAUGGAAGAUAGCAAUACCAGUGGCUUUGUCUUUACUUUUUCAGUUUCUCAAUAACUCUUCAACUUCCAUCUAUGCUGGUCAUCUUGGAGACAUUGAACUCUCUUCAUUCUCUAUUUAUCAAACUGUCAUCGGUUCUAUCUACUUCUCUUUGCUGUAUGGCAUGUCAAAUGCAAUAACAACACUAUGUGGCCAAGCUUAUGGUGCUGGACAGUUUCAAAAUGCUGGUAUUUACCUUCAAAGGUCAUGGAUUAUACUCAUAAUCACUUGCAUACUUUUGAUACCAGUUCAUAUAUUUGCAACUCCAAUCUUAAAACUUCUUGGCCAAGAAAAAGAAAUUGCUGAUUUAGCUGGAAAAUAUACAAUUCUAGUAAUUCCAUAUAUGUUUUCCUAUGCUAUUAAUUUACCCCUCAUGAAAUAUCUUCAAUCACAAAGCAGAGUUAAUGUUAUUAUGUACAUAGCAAUUGUUACAUUGCUAACACAAAAUGCUUUACUUUAUACCUUCAUCAAAGUGUUUGAUUGGGGAAUAAUUGGUUUGGCAAUGGCAAGUAAUAUCUCAGGAUGGGUAUUUUCUGGUGCAUUAGUAGUUUAUACCAUUGGUUGGUGUAAAGAUGGAUGGAAUGGAUUCUCUUGGAUGGCUUUUAGGGAAUUGUGGGAAUUUAUUAAACUAAGUAUUGGUUCAUGUGUAAUGAUCUGCUUAGAACAAUGGUAUUCUGCUUGCAUUAUGCUACUUGCUGGUCAUCUUCAUAAUCCUGUCAUUGAUGUUGGUUCCUUUUCAAUUUGCCUUAAUAUUCAGGGUUGGCACACCAUGUUGCUUCUUGGAGUAAGUACAGCAGUAAGUGUUCGUGUGUCGAAUACACUUGGAAUGUCGCAUCCAAGAGCAGCCAAAUACUCUUUCUUGGUGACAAUGUUUCAAUCUCUUCUCCUUGGAAUCAUUUUCAUGACUGUGAUUUUCUUGAGUAAAGACAAAUUUGCAUUGAUCUUUACCAAGAGUGAGGAUAUGAUACAUGCUGCUAGUGAAUUAGCAUACUUUCUUGGUAUAAGCAUGAUUCUCAACACUGCUUCGCAAAUUAUUUCAGGUGUGGUAAUUGGAUGUGGAUGGCAAGUUAUGGUUGGUUACAUAAACUUAGCAUGUUAUUACAUUGUUGGACUCCCUAUUGGAAUUUUUCUUGGUUUCCACCAGCAUUUAGGAAUCAAGGGUCUAUGGGGAGGCACAGCGUGUGGCAUUAUUCUUCAGACUUCAGUCCUCAUACUCAUUAUUUAUAGGACAAACUGGACCAAGGAGGUAGAGCAAGCAGCAAAUCGAAUGCAAAUCUGGAGCUCUAACAAAGAACAACGAAGUGAUUGA
Vicia faba (fava bean) is the source of this 1452-nucleotide messenger RNA. NCBI's taxonomy places the organism in Eukaryota, Viridiplantae, Streptophyta, Magnoliopsida, Fabales, Fabaceae. The record is from the annotation of a GenBank genome assembly.